Messenger RNA from Drosophila willistoni, 3051 nucleotides. RefSeq names its product alpha-actinin, sarcomeric (gene Actn). NCBI's taxonomy places the organism in Eukaryota, Metazoa, Arthropoda, Insecta, Diptera, Drosophilidae. The transcript has 9 exons. Gene Ontology annotation, cellular component: plasma membrane; Z disc; cortical actin cytoskeleton. The record is from RefSeq and is a predicted model, not a curated record. Gene Ontology annotation, molecular function: actin filament binding; calcium ion binding. Gene Ontology annotation, biological process: muscle cell development; actin cytoskeleton organization. Bases 99 to 2852 code for a protein of 917 amino acids.
UAUCGUGAAGAGCAGCAGCAUCAUUAGAAGCAGCAGCAGCAGCAGCAAAUAGCAAAACAUUAGCACAUCCCAAAUCCAACCCAAAUACCAGCCACAAAAUGAUGAUGGAGAACGGUCUCUCCAUGGAGUAUGGCGAUGGCUAUAUGGAACAGGAAGAGGAAUGGGAGCGUGAGGGAUUGCUCGAUCCUGCGUGGGAGAAGCAACAGAAGAAGACAUUUACCGCAUGGUGUAACAGUCAUUUACGUAAAGCUGGCACCGCCAUCGAUAACAUCGAAGAGGACUUCCGCAAUGGCCUCAAACUGAUGCUGCUGCUGGAGGUGAUCUCUGGCGAGACACUACCCAAGCCCGAUCGCGGCAAGAUGCGUUUCCAUAAAAUUGCCAAUGUUAACAAGGCAUUGGACUUUAUUGCCUCCAAGGGUGUGCAUCUGGUAUCGAUUGGUGCCGAGGAAAUUGUCGAUGGCAAUCUAAAGAUGACGCUGGGUAUGAUCUGGACCAUUAUCUUGCGUUUCGCCAUACAGGAUAUCUCUGUGGAGGAGAUGACUGCCAAGGAGGGUCUAUUGCUGUGGUGUCAGCGCAAGACAGCUCCCUACAAGAAUGUCAAUGUACAGAACUUCCAUCUGUCCUUCAAGGAUGGUUUGGCCUUCUGUGCUCUUAUCCAUCGCCAUCGUCCAGAUUUGAUUGAUUAUGCCAAGCUUUCCAAAGACAAUCCAUUGGAGAAUCUGAACACUGCCUUUGAUGUUGCUGAGAAAUACCUUGAUAUUCCAAGGAUGUUGGAUCCAGAUGAUUUAAUCAACACUCCGAAACCGGAUGAACGUGCCAUCAUGACGUACGUCUCCUGCUACUAUCAUGCCUUCCAGGGAGCCCAACAGGUUGGAAAUGUGACGCAUGUACCCGAACCCACAAGACAAUACACCUACGUCCCGAAUAAUUACAAUGCGGAAACGGCAGCCAACCGCAUCUGCAAGGUGCUCAAGGUCAACCAGGAGAAUGAACGUCUCAUGGAGGAGUAUGAACGUUUGGCCAGUGAUUUGCUGGAAUGGAUUCGCCGCACCAUGCCGUGGUUGAACUCCCGCCAGGCCGAUAACUCGCUCGCCGGUGUGCAAAAGAAACUCGAGGAGUACCGCACCUACCGUCGCAAGCACAAGCCACCACGUGUUGAGCAGAAAGCAAAACUCGAAACUAAUUUCAACACCCUGCAGACCAAGCUGCGUCUGUCCAACCGUCCAGCCUACUUGCCCACCGAAGGCAAGACUGUCUCCGACAUCUCGAAUUCAUGGAAGGGUCUCGAAUUGGCCGAGAAGGCUUUCGAGGAGUGGCUAUUGGCCGAGACAAUGCGCCUGGAGCGUCUGGAGCAUUUGGCCCAGAAGUUCAAGCACAAGGCUGAUGCCCACGAGGACUGGACACGCGGCAAGGAGGAGAUGCUGCAGUCUCAGGACUUCCGUCAAUGCAAGCUCAACGAGCUGAAGGCAUUGAAAAAGAAGCACGAAGCCUUUGAGUCUGAUCUGGCUGCCCAUCAGGAUCGCGUCGAACAGAUUGCCGCCAUUGCCCAGGAGCUCAACACCCUGGAAUACCAUGACUGUGUCUCGGUAAAUGCUCGUUGCCAGCGCAUCUGCGAUCAAUGGGAUCGCUUGGGUGCCCUCACGCAGCGCCGUCGCACCGCCUUGGAUGAGGCCGAGCGCAUUCUGGAGAAGAUCGACAUCUUGCAUUUGGAGUUCGCCAAGCGGGCGGCUCCAUUCAACAACUGGCUUGAUGGCACACGCGAGGAUCUGGUUGACAUGUUCAUUGUCCACACCAUGGAGGAAAUCCAGGGCCUGAUCCAAGCCCAUGACCAGUUCAAGGCAACACUCGGCGAGGCCGACAAGGAGUUCAACCUAAUUGUGAAUCUAGUGCGCGAAGUGGAGUCGAUUGUGAAGCAGCACCAGAUUCCCGGCGGCCUGGAGAACCCCUACACCACUUUGACCGCCAACGACAUGACACGAAAGUGGACUGAUGUGCGUCAGCUGGUGCCCCAGCGCGAUCAGACACUGGCCAACGAGCUGCGCAAGCAGCAAAAUAACGAAAUGCUGCGCCGCCAGUUUGCCGAGAAGGCCAACGUGGUGGGCCCCUGGAUUGAACGCCAGAUGGAUGCGGUUACAGCGAUAGGCAUGGGAUUGCAGGGAUCACUGGAGGAUCAAUUGCACCGCCUCAAGGAAUACGAGCAGGCCGUCUAUGCGUAUAAGCCCAACAUUGAGGAGCUGGAGAAGAUUCAUCAAGCCGUCCAAGAGUCGAUGAUCUUUGAGAAUCGUUAUACCAACUAUACCAUGGAGACGCUACGCGUUGGCUGGGAACAGUUGCUCACAUCAAUCAAUCGUAACAUCAACGAGGUGGAGAACCAGAUUUUGACACGCGACUCCAAGGGCAUUAGCCAGGAACAGUUGAACGAGUUCCGCUCUAGUUUCAAUCACUUCGACAAGAAUCGCACUGGUCGCCUCACGCCCGAGGAGUUCAAGUCCUGCCUCGUCUCGCUGGGCUAUUCGAUCGGCAAGGACCGCCAGGGCGACAUGGACUUCCAGCGCAUCUUGGCUGUUGUCGAUCCCAACAACACAGGUUACGUGCACUUUGACGCCUUCCUCGACUUCAUGACCCGCGAGAGCACCGACACGGAUACUGCCGAACAAGUCAUCGAUUCAUUCAGAAUUCUGGCAGCCGACAAGCCAUACAUUUUGCCCGACGAACUGCGCCGCGAAUUGCCACCAGAUCAGGCUGAAUACUGCAUCCAGCGCAUGCCCCCAUACAAGGGACCCAAUGGUGUGCCCGGUGCCCUGGACUACAUGUCCUUUAGCACAGCUCUCUAUGGCGAAACCGAUUUGUAAGCCCGCCCCGAGCCCGAGCCCCCAAGCACCAGCCCCAUUCAAGCCCCUAGCCCGAGGAUGUGGAUGAGGAUGAGCCCAAGGCCGAGCACCGAUCCCCCCCAACUCAGCUCAGCAGCCGCAGUAGCCAGAUCAUAAAUUAUAAAAUGAUAAACUUUAAUAAUAAUAAUAUUUAAUAAACAUAGUUUUAUUAUUACCUACA